AUGAGCGAAUUCGUACAUCCAGAGGAUUUUUCUGUGCUCAACCAUGUUAUGUCUAUUAACGUCGGAGUUCCUCAAACUUACACACAGAAGUUAGAGUCUAGCACUCAGUUCACACUACGUAUGACGUCAAAGCUGCCAAAGCGAAGCUGCGGGUUUAUGUUUGCCGGAUACAAGACUAUUCUUUGUACCGGAUUUGUACGUGGUAUAGCUGUGAACGGAAUUGUACGAGGCGAGAUUCUUCUAGCAAGCGGUCAAAUGAUCGAUCGACCAGGUCUACCAGAAGUGCCACUCAGUUCACAGCAGUUUUUAUUUCGUACCACUCCCGAUCUCAGGAUAGUAUUCUGCGAUUCACGGUAGGU
Molecule: messenger RNA, 359 nt
Organism: Strongylus vulgaris
Lineage: Eukaryota; Metazoa; Nematoda; Chromadorea; Rhabditida; Strongylidae
Source: the annotation of a GenBank genome assembly